This is a messenger RNA of Kwoniella botswanensis, 549 nucleotides long. RefSeq lists its product as uncharacterized. Bases 1 to 549 code for a protein of 182 amino acids. The record is from RefSeq and is a predicted model, not a curated record. Lineage: Eukaryota; Fungi; Basidiomycota; Tremellomycetes; Tremellales; Cryptococcaceae. The transcript has 6 exons.
AUGACUUCGAACCAGUCAGUACCUCUUGCACCGCGGAAGGCCGAAGAGGACGUUUGGAAAUAUCCUCGGCCACCAGCUCUGCAACGCACACCCAACCGUUUGAGGGUGAUAUGGACCUCUUCGGAAGGUGCAGAGACAAUCAUAGCUGAUUCCACCGAAGGAUAUCGAGUCUUAGAGACAAGUCAUCCGCCCACAUAUUACCUACCACCUUCAGCUGUGAAGGUCCCUCUGACCAAGACAACCAGGCAGACUUUCUGCGAGUGGAAGGGCAAGGCAUCCUAUCAUACCUUGAAUCCCCCAUCCUCCUCAAAAGGGAUAGAAAACAGAAUAUGGUCGUAUCCCAAUCCUACGGCAGAUUUUGCACCGAUCAAAGACUAUCUGAGCUUCUACGCCUCGACGGGCAAGAGCGAAGCAGAAAUAGGUGGCAGAUGGAGAUGCUUUGUAGAUGAAGAAGAGGUUGGAGUACAACAGGGAGACUUCUACGGAGGAUGGAUCACUAGCAAUAUCAAAGGGAAGAUGAAAGGUGGACCUGGCACAUGGGGUUGGUGA